Messenger RNA from Gasterosteus aculeatus aculeatus (three-spined stickleback), 3940 nucleotides. RefSeq names its product toll-like receptor 5b (gene tlr5b). Gene Ontology annotation, biological process: toll-like receptor signaling pathway; immune response; inflammatory response. The record is from RefSeq and is a predicted model, not a curated record. Gene Ontology annotation, molecular function: protein binding; transmembrane signaling receptor activity. Lineage: Eukaryota; Metazoa; Chordata; Actinopteri; Perciformes; Gasterosteidae. Gene Ontology annotation, cellular component: plasma membrane.
CGCAGUGCACCGCCCGCAGCAACAGGUUCGACCCUCUCUGCAUUACAUUAUUAUAUAUUAUUAUUAUCUGUAAACCAGCGUCAGGAAUGACUUGUUGUCGCUUGUUUGAACGUGUUUGGUUGUUUAGUCAUUGACGUGUACGCGGAUCGUUGUGUUCGCGUCCCGACGCGCUGCUGUGAUACAAGUUAUUAGCCAACGCAGCCCCCCUUUAACUUCAGUAUUAUUGAGUGAAAUGACGUCGGUGCACGCGGUCUAGAGGAAGAACACAUAUAUGUAAUAAAUAUGUGCUAGGUUUUAAAGUUGGUAGGAAUCAUCAUUAUUAUUCAGCACCACAGUUCCUUAAAGUUGGAGGUUUGAAACAAGAAUUGUGGUGGUUGGCAUGUGGAGUCCUGUAGCGCAUUUCUUGUUCUACCUAAAAGCUCUCUGCACAUUUCAUUGCAUUGCACCACAUUCAAGGCACCGAUGCGUUUGGACUGACAGGGAUCAAGUAAACGCAUCAAUCAUGACAGAGAUGAGUCUUCACUGAGAAACCUUCCAUCCAGUUUUCUGCUUGUUUUUAUUGAUGUGAUGUAACUGUGUGGACCUGCUAGUGUCCCUCCAUCAUUGGGAUGUCCAGGCGAUUCUUUUACAAAGAAACAACAGUGAUUCAUAUGUUUCCCACCAGGAGGAGACCAGAGAGCCUCCUCAUGGGACAGCAGAAAUCUUGCAUUAAAUCCUUCUGGGAUGUUCGCUGAAAUUGAUUGGACAGCCGUACGAGAACAUUCUCCAUUCAUUCACCGGCCGCCACUGAUGUUUACUGUCCUUUUGGACAGUUGUUCGGCUGAGGACAGGAUGUGGACACUUCAGCUGGCUUUCAUCGGGUUAUGCCUACAGGUAUCGACUUGCUACCCAUCAUGCACUCUGACCGGACUCAUGGCUGACUGCAUUUCGCAGCAGCAGCACUGGGUUCCUGCUCUGACUCCCAACAUCACCCACCUCUACCUGGAGUUGAACUACAUCAGUGAGAUUAACAGCAGCUCGCUCAGCAGCUACGACCAGCUGCAGCAGUUAGAUCUGGGCAUGCAGAGAGUGCCGCUCGUCUUACGGAACAACGCUUUCCUCCGCCAGAGGAGAUUGACAAAGUUGGUCCUUGCGGCCAAUAAUCCCCUUCAGCUGGAGCCGAGGGCUUUUGCAGGACUCUUCAAAUUACAGGAACUGGAUUUGAGUUCCUGCGGCUUGGGGGACUCCAUACUAGCAGACAGCUAUCUGCAGCCACUCUGGUCCUUGGAAACACUCAACCUCGACAGAAAUGGAAUCGUGAGUGUUCGACCAGGACUCUUCUUCUCAAGACUUACAAAGUUGACACAGUUAAACCUCAAACUGAAUCAGAUUGAACAAAUGUGUGAAGAUGAUCUCGUUGGAUUCCGGGGAAAAUACUUCAAACUCCUAAAUUUGCAUUCAAAUAAAUUGUACAUCGGUUUUAGUGACAGCUUUGACUGGGAGAGAUGCGGGAACCCUUUCAGAGAGAUCGGUUUUGGGACCCUUGACUUAUCCACCAAUUCAUUUAGCGUGGACAGAGCGAGACAAUUCUUCAGAGCAAUAAAUGGCACUCCGAUCGCUAACCUCACCAUCUCUGGAGGCAUGGGCAAAGGCUUCUCACACAGCAACCUGCCUGACCCAGACGAGGGCACAUUCCAAGGCCUCGCGACCAGUUCUGUUAUCCAGCUUGAUCUCUCUAAUAACUAUAUAUAUUCUUUGCAGAGGGCUUUUUUAAGUCCGCUACAGGACGCGGUCAUUAUUAAUAUUUCCAAGAACAAAAUCAAUCAGAUUCAAAGAAACGCCUUCAACGGUCUUCAAGGACAUUUGCGAAUGCUCGUCCUGUCCGAAAACCUCUUGGGGGAAAUACACUCUCACACGUUCAGCAGUCUCACAGACCUGCGGGUGUUGGAUUUAUCUUACAACCACAUCGGCGUUUUAGGAUACGACGCAUUCAGCGGCCUCCCAAGAUUACGAGCGUUGUAUCUGACGGGAAAUUCCCUGCGAGUCCUGGGUUCUCCGGCGCCGCUACCAAAUCUAGAUUAUCUACUCCUGGGCGACAAUAAACUGCAAUCUCUUUUUGGAAUCAGUGAAUUUGGCAACAACAGUAUCCACGUAGACGUUGUAGACAACCGAUUGACUAACUUGCAGGACGUUUAUGAUAUUUCAGCUCAUUUCAAUCGUCUCAAGAAUUUCUUCUACGGGGGAAACAUCAUCAAGCAUUGCAUAAUCACUCCGCAAGUCACAGUACCUCGUAAUAAUAGUUUACAAAUCCUGGAUCUUCACGACAGUUCCCUAAACACCAUCUGGGCGCAGGGGCAGUGCCUCAACCUUUUCCAUAGUUUAGAAAAUCUUCUCGGUCUUAAUUUGAGCCUCAACUCACUGUCGACUCUCCCACCAGGGGUUUUCCGCGGCCUCGGCUCGAUCAUAGAGAUCGACCUCUCGUCCAAUGCUCUGACCUAUCUGCAGCCGGACAUCUUUCCGCUCGGCCUGAUAAGACUCGACCUCUCUAACAACUUUCUGGCCUCCCUGGACCCAGAGACUUUUCGGUCUCUGAGCUUCCUCGGCCUGGCUGGGAAUCGGUUCCACUGUGACUGCAGUCUGGAGAGCUUCACCAGGUGGCUGAAUGCGACGAAUGUAACCUUCCUCAGCCCGGUUGAGGAGUACAGGUGUGAGUUUCCAGACGCUCUCCGCAAUCUUCCACUGCUGGAUUUCUCUGCGGUGGUCGAACCGUGCGUGGAAGACGACGAAAAGGCCGUCCAAGGACUUAAGUUUGCUCUCUUCAUCUUGUCCACUCUCGUGAUACUCGCCGUGGUCGUCGGCGGGAUCGCCUACGCCCGUCUCCGAGGGCGCAUAUUCAUCAUCUACAAAAAGGUGGUUGGCAGGGUCCUGGAGGGCCCGAAGCCGCCGCCUCCCGUGGACCAAGUGCAGCACGAUGCCUUCCUCUGCUUCAGCGACACCGACUAUGACUGGGUGGAGGCCGCUCUGCUCAAGAAGCUGGACAACCAGUUUUCGGAGGAAAACAUGUUCCACUGCUGUUUCGAGGCCAGAGACUUCCUGCCAGGCGAGGAUCACCUGUCCAACUUCAGAGAUGCCAUCUGGGGCAGCAGGAAGACCGUGUGCGUUGUCACCAGGGAGUUCCUGAAGGACGGUUGGUGCUUGGAGGCGUUCACUCUGGCCCAGAGCCGGAUGCUGGAGGAGCUGACCAACGUGCUGAUCGUGUUGGUGGUGGGAAAGGUGGCGCACUACCAGCUGAUGAGGUACAAGGCGGUCAGAGCUUUCGUCCAGAGGAGAGAGUACCUCACCUGGCCGGAGGACCCUCAGGACCUGGAGUGGUUUUAUGAGCGCCUCGUCUCACAGAUACUCAAAGACACCAAGUUGAAAAAGGUUGGCGAGGAGCCCGACAGGGGACCUGCUGAUGAGGACGGCGUCCAGCUCCAGGCUAUCAGAGCCGCCGCUGUGUGAACUCCGGCCUCCUGUUGAAGAAAGACUCGCUGCUGGGAUGAGGACCAAGUGCCCCCUGCAGGGGAGAACGAGUAUUACCAGCUUCAGAGGAAGGGAAGGCAAAGACAGACUUAUGCAGAACCUCUUCGGCCCUGAACAUUUGUAGGUAAUCAGAUAAUCUGUGGUAAAAAAUUCCAAUUAUGUAUAAUUCCUUUUUUUCAUGUGGAUAUUUGGUCAUUGUCCAAUUUUACAGCAUUACAUGUCAAUGAUAAGAAGUUAUGUUGUUGGAAUUAUUGUGUUGACUGGAUUAAAUGUUUCUGAUUAUUGAUUUAUAACUAAUAUGCAUCUGCUAAUCGCAAAUAUAAAAAAAUUCUAAUAAGAAAUAUACGUAAUAUAUAAAUAUAAGAGUACAAAUAAGUCAAUUUUGCAGAUUUGUAUAUUAAAUGCUUGUGUGCACAAAUAAACCAAUUGGGGGUCAGUA